AUGCAGGCCAUGCCGGAUACCCGCCAGCAGAGCUUCGACGAGAUUUACGGCCCGCCCGAGAACUUCCUGGAGAUAGAGGUUCGCAACCCCAGAACCCACGGCAUCGGCCGGUCCAUGUACACGGACUACGAGAUCCUCUGCCGCACCAACAUCCCCGCCUUCAAGCUGCGCCAGAGCAGCGUCCGCCGCCGAUACUCGGAUUUCGAAUACUUCCGCGACAUACUGGAGCGGGAGAGUGCGCGCGUGACCAUCCCCCCUCUGCCUGGAAAAGUGUUUACCAAUAGAUUUAGCGACGAUGUGAUUGAGGGGCGGCGCGCGGGGCUGGAGAAGUUUUUGAAGAUUGUCGUGGGACACCCGUUGCUGCAGACUGGUAGUAAGGUUUUGGCUGCGUUUGUGCAAGAUCCCAACUGGGACCGAAACGCAUGGUGA
Messenger RNA from Metarhizium brunneum ARSEF 3297, 429 nucleotides. RefSeq names its product Sorting nexin-3 (gene SNX3). Gene Ontology annotation, cellular component: retromer complex; early endosome membrane. The record is from RefSeq and is a predicted model, not a curated record. Gene Ontology annotation, molecular function: phosphatidylinositol-3-phosphate binding. Gene Ontology annotation, biological process: endocytic recycling; late endosome to Golgi transport. Lineage: Eukaryota; Fungi; Ascomycota; Sordariomycetes; Hypocreales; Clavicipitaceae.